CGCUCAAAAGAUUCAUUCCAGGUGGUCGACGUUAGCAUGUGCGGCGGCGAGGAUGGCUCACAAGCAGGGCUACGCCCGCAGCAACCCUCUCCACCUAGACUCGAUCCAGCGACAAAUGAUAAAGCCGUAGCCGCAGCGGCAGCGGCAGCACCAGCUGCAGCUCCCUCCAUGAUCGCAAACCGAUCGAGUGCAUUCACGCCAGAAGUAUCGAAACGUCGUCGACAGAAGCAGCUUGCCUCCAUCCUCUCUCUCUCCUCUGCGAUGAUCUCUGCAGCUGAGGAGAAAUGCGGACUCGCGACGACGAUGUACGACUGGAUUGACAGGCACGUCCAGACACUCGACUUGGAGCUGCAGAAGAGUGAGAGCGAGCUGGGGGGGAUUAGCGUGCGUCGGGGGACGAGCUGGAGUGGUGCGCUGCGUGAGGCUCAAGGUCUAGAUGCUGGCAAGGGCGGCGCAGGCGGCACUGGUGGCGCCGGCCGCAAGAGAAAGGGUGCUUCGACAGGCCUCGAUGGUGACGUUUCCGCCUCUGCCGGCACAUCAAAUGCGCCGAAGAAACUCAAGGGUACGAUGGCGACGCUCUCGCGAAAGGCGAGUAGCAAGAAGAAAUGGCGCGUGGCGGAGCUGAUGGAGGAGGCCUCGCUUGAAGGCCCUCCACCAACACUCAACGGCCUCGGCUCGGUGGCUGCAGCGAUGGCCGCUGCGCAGCGUUUGGAGGGCGAACCCACGUACUGCUAUUGUGAUUCCAUCAGCUUUGGCGCGAUGAUUCAAUGCGACAACAGCGACAGUUGCCCGAUCGAGUGGUUCCACUGGCCGUGCAUCGGCUUGCAGACCGAGCCAAAGAGCAAGUGGUACUGCGCUUACUGCCGUCCCAAGGGAUGGAAGGGCCCUGGCAUGGACGUACCGCCGAUGGCCCCGAAAGCGCCACCGUAGUAUCAAAAAGGCUUGAUUGGCGGGGCGUGGGCGUCUGGAGGUGCAGCGAAUGCAGCAACCGGGAAAAUGCAGUAGUAAAUGAUGGUCGUAGCUGCCAAAGUACUGUGCGGAUUGUAGCUUGCUGCCAUCAAAGCCUUCUUGGUACCGAAUUUCGAUUGUCUGUCCCUAGAGGCAUUGAUUGAGCUGCAGGUACGGAACGGAAGGGUGUCGCACGGCCCAGAAUGCAAGCG
This is a messenger RNA of Tilletiaria anomala UBC 951, 1160 nucleotides long. RefSeq lists its product as uncharacterized. The coding region runs from base 304 to 930 and encodes 208 amino acids. The transcript has 2 exons. NCBI's taxonomy places the organism in Eukaryota, Fungi, Basidiomycota, Exobasidiomycetes, Georgefischeriales, Tilletiariaceae. The record is from RefSeq and is a predicted model, not a curated record.